GCGAGUGUGCUUGGUACAUUGCAUCCAAAUAAGGGGGAAGACACCUCAAAGAUACACAGACAUAAGCGAGGAGGAUGGCGAAGCAAGGUGUAGACGUCGCAGUGGCGCUGGUCCUUGUUGCCUUCGCAGCAUUUCCAGCAGUGCACUCCAUCGGCGUCUGCAACGGCGUGCUCGGCAACGACCUGCCGGCGCCGAGCGACGUCGUGAAGCUCUACCAAUCCAAGGGCAUCAACGCCAUGCGGAUCUACGAGCCGGAGGGCAACGUCCUAAAUGCUCUCAGCGGCACGGGCAUCGCCGUCCUCAUGGACGUCGGCGAGGCGCUACCCAGCCUCGCCUCCAGCAGCUCCGCUGCGGCCGCCUGGGUAAAGGCCAACGUCUCCUCCUUCCCGGGCGUCUCCUUCCGCUACAUCGCCGUCGGCAACGAGGUCAUCGACAGCGCCGGCCAGAAGACCAUCCUCCCGGCCAUGAGGAACGUACAAGCGGCGCUCGUGGCCGCCGGCCUCGGCGGCAGCGUCAAGGUGUCGACUUCCGUGCGGUUCGACGUGGUCAAGGACACAUCUCCGCCCUCCAACGGCGUGUUCGCGGACACAUCAUUCAUGGGGCCCAUCCUUGAGUUCCUGGCGAGCACCGGCGCACCGCUGCUGGUCAACGUCUACCCCUACUUCGCCUACGAGAAAGACCCGAAGAACAUCCAGCUCAACUUCGCUACCUUCGUGCCAGGCAGCACCACCGUGAACGACAACGGGCUGACAUACACGAACCUCUUCGACGCCAUGGUCGACUCCAUCUACGCCGCGCUGGAGAAAGCCGGCAGACCCGGGGUUAAGGUGGUCAUAUCCGAGAGCGGGUGGCCGUCGGACGAAGGUUUCGGGGCGACGGCGCAGAACGCGCGUGCGUAUAACCAGGGGUUGAUCAACCAUGUCGGCAACGGCACGCCCAAACGGCCCGGGCCGUUGGAGACGUACAUUUUCGCCAUGUUCAACGAGAACAAGAAGGACGGGGAGAAGAGCGAGAAGCACUUUGGGCUGUUCAAUCCGGACAUGUCGCCGGCCUACUCCAUUACUUUCUGAAUGGAAUGCGACAAGCGCUGGAUAUUUUGCGUUCGAAUAAGCUGCCUGGCAAUGCAAUUGCAAACUGCAUGCAUCUAAGUCAACCACUCGUGUGUGUUAUGUCUUCUUUUUUCUUAAAAAUGUCCCAAAAAACACGUCAAAAAUGAAAAGAAAAGGACUGAAAUCCACUUUUUUACAUGCCA
Triticum dicoccoides is the source of this 1252-nucleotide messenger RNA. Its product is annotated as glucan endo-1,3-beta-glucosidase GIII-like. Gene Ontology annotation, biological process: carbohydrate metabolic process. The transcript has 2 exons. Gene Ontology annotation, molecular function: hydrolase activity, hydrolyzing O-glycosyl compounds. NCBI's taxonomy places the organism in Eukaryota, Viridiplantae, Streptophyta, Magnoliopsida, Poales, Poaceae. Bases 75 to 1070 code for a protein of 331 amino acids. The record is from RefSeq and is a predicted model, not a curated record.